Messenger RNA from Solanum verrucosum, 2229 nucleotides. RefSeq lists its product as uncharacterized. The transcript has 4 exons. The coding region runs from base 50 to 1801 and encodes 583 amino acids. The record is from RefSeq and is a predicted model, not a curated record. Lineage: Eukaryota; Viridiplantae; Streptophyta; Magnoliopsida; Solanales; Solanaceae. Gene Ontology annotation, cellular component: peroxisome. Gene Ontology annotation, molecular function: RNA nuclease activity. Gene Ontology annotation, biological process: regulation of gene expression.
CAGGUUAAUGGCAGCAGAGUGAGAGAGAACCUUCGCGGCGUUAUAGUCGAUGGCCGGAGACGGGUUGAAGGCGGGUCUUCCUGGCGGAAAAGCGGCGGAACCGCAGUACGAGACGGCAAAAACAUCGGUGUGGUGGGAUAUAGAGAAUUGUCAGGUGCCCAGGGGAUGCGACGCUCAUGCAAUCGCUCCGAAUAUAAACGCGGCAUUGAUGAAGAUGAACUAUAAUGGACCAGUCACUAUUUCCGCCUAUGGAGACACUAAUCGUAUUCCCUCGUACAUUCAACGAGCCCUUUCUAGUACUGGAAUCAGUCUCAAUCACGUCCCGGCCGGGGCUAAGGAUGCUAGUGAUAAGAAAAUUUUGGUGGAUAUGCUAUUUUGGGCAGUGGACAAUCCUGCACCUGCCAAUUAUUUGCUUAUUUCAGGAGACAGGGAUUUCUCCAAUGCCAUUCAUCAGUUACGGAUGAGGAGAUAUAAUAUUCUUCUAGCACAACCUUUAAAGGCUUCUCCUGCUCUUGCUGCUGCUGCCACAAAUGUGUGGCAAUGGAUAAGCCUUACUGCUGGAGGAUCUCCACGAGAACUUGCUUUUGGUACUAACACAUUACGUCAAGAAUCUAUACCGACUCCAGUUUCUGAACCUAUAUCGGCAAACCAACCUGCUUAUUCCAAUGCCAAUGCCAAUACUAAUACCAAUACCAAUACCAAUAUCAAUACCAAUAUCAAUACCAAUACCAAUACCAAUACCCAUGCUAAUACCAAUGCCAAUGCCAAUGCCAAUACCCAUGCUAAUGCUUCCGGGACCCAAAGUUUACCUAAUCCUGGAGGCACUUUUGAUACCAAAACUAAAGCUAUUUACGUACCAAAGAACUCGAAUCAACUGACUAUGACCGGCAUGUCAAGUAUGCCAGCUAGAAUUAAAGAAACUAGUAGCAGCUAUUGCCCACACGCACCAGCUGUUGCACCAGUGCAGUUUGCACCACAUAAAUUUUUCGCAAAGUCUGAUAGUUCAGAGAACCAUAACAGUAAAUUCAUAGAAAACAAGCCAGCUCAGUGUACUCAAUCUCAGCCUCCUCUUGUUCGAGAUAACUUUGUGAAAUUGAACUUUCGCCAGAAGAAUUUGCAACCUCCGCUUCAACUACCUGAAGGUAGGGGUGAUUUAUGUGGGUCUAUGAACAAGGGUGAUGUACGUCCUGAGUUUUCCUUCCUUCCAUCCUCAUCGGGUGCUUCUAAAUCUGUCGGUAGUUAUUCAGAUUUGGAUCUCCAGCUGCCUGAACUCAUUCAAGGUUUUAUAGGGGUCAUCCUUCUUUCGUUGAACAGUUUGAAGCUCGAGAAGAUUGUGCCUACCAAAGAAAACAUUGGUUAUUGUAUACGUUAUGGUAACCCUAAAUAUCAUCAUAUUGAUGUCACAGUAGCGUUAAAUGCUGCACUAGAGCAACAGAUGAUAGUAAAGUUAAAACAAGCUGAUUUUGAGCUGUAUGUUGGUAGAACUGAGAGGAUUUGGAAAUGUGAGAAUCCACUUGGUGGCAAUCCUAACCAAUAUCAGAAUGCAACUUGGAAUGUGAUUGAGAAAUUUCUUUGUUCAACUGUUGGACGUUCAGCAAUAGCAGCAUCUGAAUGCAGGUAUGAAGCCUCUUUGAUUCUUAGAAAUGCAUGCCUUAAAGACCUUACAUUGGGUGAAGUACUUCAAAUCCUGAAUAUGAUUAUCACUCUGAAGCGUUGGAUUAAAACUCGCUCUGAUUGGCAUCCGAUUACUAUUACUCUUCCAGAAACUAAUAAUGAUAAGGAUACCAGAACACGUAACUAGCCGAGAGAUCUCUUUCAGUUUUUUAGCAUGUCAUAGCCAUGACAUGUUUUCAGAAAUGGAUUCGAUAUCUUGGAGUUGCAGAUUUUAUAAGAAGCUUAAUUUUGUAUAAGAUGGUAUGUUCAGUGCUUACUUGAUGACGGCAUAGGAGCGAGAUCUUUUUUACUUUUGUGGACCUCUUUUCAAGACACUUGCAGCUGAUAAAGUGGGCAGCUAAAGGGAUGCGAUUGUUAUCAUGCUUCUAUCGACCUAGCUAUGCUGAUGGAUCUCGUAAUCUUUCAUUACAGCAGCAUGGUUGCUGCUAUCUUCGAUUUCUUUAUCUUAAAAUUUCCGUUUCGCUGGAAAUUUUGUUUACAUCAGAAAGUCUACUACUGCUUUCACAUUACUAGGAUUUGGAGCAUCCAGGAAUAUGCAGAAUGUAUUUCGGUUAC